UUCGUAAAAUUAUUAUAUGUACAAGUAGCUGUUUUUUAUUAUUACCUAAAUUUAUAUAUUAAUCUGUCCUCUAUUAUAAAUGGCAACUGUAGCAGCAUUAUCAACAGAUUUAGGAUCACCAUCAACGACAUUACCACCAAAACCUUUAAUUACAAAUACAACAUUAACACGACAAAGACAACAAACUGGAAAGUAUGAAAAUAAUUUUGGAUAUGUUCCUUCAACAGCAAAUUCUGAAAAAUCUUUUAAUAAAACUUUAUCUUCCCUUCCCGAUAGACCACCACCUCCAAUUAUUCCUCCAAUUCUUAACGUGGAAAGAGGAGAGCCAACGCGACACGGAGAACGGGAAAAUUCUGUCAAGCAGUUUAGUCAAAGUUAUGAUCAGACACAACUUCAACUUUUGAACAAAAAAUUAUCAUUGAGCAGACAGUCGACGAUUGGAACCAAAAAUGUGUUAACACAGUCAAAUUCAUUCCCAAACACUGCCUCACCCUCGCUUCUUUCAAGUCCAAUGAGUACACCUGGAACGCAGCGACGUUUACAACCGAGUGGUAUAAAAUUACCUGCUCCUCCAGCCUCUUUACUUAAUGGAUUGCCAAAAGGGGUAGUUAUGGCAGCUGCUGGACGAAGAAUAGGAAGCGGAGCACAGAAGAGUAAUUUAAUUAAUGGAACUACUGCCAAUGUAUUACCAAGUGCAGCAUUAAGUGAUCAUUUACGAGAAUAUGUGCCAUUGCCAGAAGCAGCGGCGCAAAUGCUUAUGAGACAGAGAGCUGAGGAAUUAUUGGCAGCUAAUGAAUUAAACAAUUUUCGGAAUAAAAAGAAUGGUUUAGCUUCCAGAGGUCAAUUACAAUCUAGAAUAAUUCAAAUGCCUAAAGAAUGUAAUAAUGAAACUAAAGAAUCUAAUGAUAAUGAUGAGGAGAAAGAAAUUAAAAAUUGUAAUAAUAAAUUAGAAAAACCAUUGGCAACAAUUGCCGAUGAAGAAAUGCCACAAAUGAAAAUUGUUGAACCAACAUUAAAAUGUAGAAUACCUUCCCCACUUUCUCUACCCCAAAAUGACGACGAAUUAAAUUUAAAAAAUACUUUAGAACAAAAUAAUACUUCAACAUCCCAACAACAAAUAAUUCCUAUAGCUUCACAAACACAAAUUAAAACACCUCCACCCCCUCCUCCCCGAAUCCAAUCACCCCUUCCAUUUAAUAGUAGAGUGCCUCCACUUUAUCCACCAGUAAAUGAAGAUGGUGGAAUAAAUGACGGGCCUAGACGUCGGUCAAUUUCUUCCGCAGCUGUUGGUCCUUAUUUACAAACAGUUAUGGCACCUCCAAUGAGUCCAAAAGGGCAUGUUAAUAUGUUACCUGCAAUUGAUGAACCGACUAAAAAAGCAAGAAACACAAUCACUGCUACACCUUCAAGUAAUACUAGCAACGGAAGUAAUUCUACUACUAAUUUCUUUAGAAAUGGGAAUAACAAAAAUUUUCGUAAAAAAUGGUUAUUGAGAGGGGCAUUAAUUGCCACAUUAAGUAUUGGAAUAUUAGCUAUUAUUUUAGUAAUUAUUUUAACUUCUUUACCUUCAAAUAAUGGAGAUAAUAAAAUAUUAAAUAAUACAACAACAACAACAAUAUCUUCAAAUACAAUUAUUACAACACAAACUCCAUUAACAACAACAACAACUAUCACAACAACUUUAGGUCCAGUAAAUAUUGUUGGAGGGGCAAUAUUUGCUCCAAUUUCAAUGCAAAAUCAUUCAAAAUAA
Molecule: messenger RNA, 1750 nt
Organism: Meloidogyne enterolobii
Lineage: Eukaryota; Metazoa; Nematoda; Chromadorea; Rhabditida; Meloidogynidae
Source: the annotation of a GenBank genome assembly